Messenger RNA from Leptopilina heterotoma, 2789 nucleotides. Its product is annotated as ATP-dependent RNA helicase DDX54. The coding region runs from base 213 to 2558 and encodes 781 amino acids. Gene Ontology annotation, cellular component: nucleus. Lineage: Eukaryota; Metazoa; Arthropoda; Insecta; Hymenoptera; Figitidae. The transcript is spliced from 12 exons. Gene Ontology annotation, molecular function: RNA helicase activity; ATP binding; RNA binding. The record is from RefSeq and is a predicted model, not a curated record.
GUUUUCUGACUUUUCCGAAUGGUCGCAGUACACGUGUUUUUCUUCCAUGUGUUUUAGAGAAAUAUUGUUAAAAUAUUAUUUCUUGUUAGAAAUAAUAAAUGUCUUUAUUUCCCGGUUGUUUGUGAACAAAACUCUGUGAAAAGUGCGUUUCAUUAAGUAUUUAAUAAGAAACUUAAUACUUCUGUGUCUGUGUUUCCUGCAGUGUUUCCAGAAUGGAGAAGACAGAUGAAAUUUCAGGAUUUGCGAAUCCUGAUGAUUUUGAGGAUGAUAAUGAGGUGGUUAAUACGAAGAAAAAGGUCGGAAAAAAGUCUGGAGGUUUUCAAGGUAUGGGCCUCAGUCAAUCAGUUUUGAACGGAAUUUUAAAACGAGGUUAUAAAAUUCCAACACCGAUUCAACGAAAGACAAUCCCAUUGGCCCUGGAGGGUCGAGACGUUGUGGCGAUGGCAAGAACUGGAAGUGGAAAAACAGCCUGCUUUUUGAUUCCACUUUUUGAGAAAUUGAAAAUUCGUCAAGCGAAAAGUGGCGCGCGGGCUUUAAUUUUGUCGCCAACUCGAGAAUUAGCCCUGCAAACUUUGAGAUUUAUAAAAGAAAUUGGCAAAUUUACUGGAUUGAAAGCGGCAGUUGUUUUGGGUGGUGACAGUAUGGACAAUCAAUUUUCGGCAAUUCAUGGCAAUCCCGACGUCAUUGUCGCUACUCCCGGUCGAUUUUUACACAUUUGCGUUGAGAUGGAGCUAAAUCUCAAAAGCAUUUCCUACGUUGUUUUCGACGAGGCUGAUCGAUUAUUCGAGAUGGGUUUUGGAGAACAAAUUCACGAAAUAGCAAAUAGACUGCCUCAGAAUCGGCAGACACUUUUGUUUUCUGCAACUCUACCAAAAGUACUGGUUGAAUUUGCAAAAGCUGGCUUGGGAGAUCCAGUUCUCUUGCGUCUCGAUGUCGAGAGCAAACUGCCGGAGGAAUUGACACUUUCUUUCGUUACUUGUCGCCCUGAGGAAAAAUUAGCCGUUCUUCUUUGUCUUUUGAAAAAUGUCAUUAAACCGGAUUCGCAAACUGUGAUUUUUGCCGCUACGAUGCAUCAUGUCGACUACAUUCAUCAGAUUUUAAACAAAGCGAAUAUUUCCAACACCUUCAUUUAUUCGAAUCUUGAUCCCUCGGCUCGGAAAAUUAAUGCGGCAAAGUUUCAAACUGGAAAAGUAAAAGUUUUGGUUGUAACAGAUGUUGCAGCGAGAGGAAUCGACAUCCCCCAUUUGGAUUAUGUUAUAAACUUUCAUUUUCCUGAUAAGAGCAAAGUCUUCGUUCACAGGGUUGGACGUUGCGCUCGAGCAGGAAGGAGCGGAACUGCUUACAAUAUAAUUUGUCCUGAUGAAUACUCUUAUCUUUUGGAUUUGCAUCUCUUCCUGGGACGUCCAUUUCAUAUUGUUCCGAAUGUAGGAAGUGAAGAAGUUCCCGAAGGAGCUGUGGGGAAAAUGCCACAAGCAAUGAUUGAGGAAGAAAUUGCUGAACUUAUUAAUUGGCACCAUGUCACUACGGAUCUUGAAAAUAUGGAGAACGUUUGCAAUAACGCUUAUCAACAGUAUUUGCGAUCCAGGCCUGCCGCUUCCUCCGAAAGUUCGAAACGCGUCAAGAACCUCAAUAUCAUUGAAGCGGGAAUUAGUCCUGAAUUUUGUGAUAUAAAGACAAGAGAAGCGGAAAAUUCACUAUCGGACAUUUUAUCUCGGAUGAAGAAUUACAGACCUCCCGGUACCGUGUUCGAAAUAUGCAGCAGGAAUACAGCAACUGAUUACAAAGUUAUGAAAACUAAACGCGCUUUUCAUAAGGAAAGUAUUCGGGAUUUCCAUCGAAAAAAAGAAGAGAGGGAAAACGACGCUUUGAAAUGUGUUGGAAAAUCAUCGGAAAAAUUAACACUCCCAUCAAGCAGUGCCGAUGAAAUAAAAGCCACUUUCAAUGAAGUGAUUACUCCGAAGAAAAGAAAAUUAGACGAUCUCUAUAAACCUUCGAAAAAGAAACAGAAAGUAACACGGGACGAUGAAUUUUACAUUCCGUACAGUGCUCCCGAUAAACACACAGAAGACGGAUUGGCUGUUAAUGUGUUCGCGAAGGAUGCCGAAAGAAUGCAAUUAGAUUUGACGGCGGACAGUGAAGAAUCAAGAAGGUUACAAACACAAAUAAAAAAAUGGGACCGUAAAAAGAAGAAGAUGGUGACGAUAAACAAUAAUUCCAAAGUUGGAAAAAUACGAUCCGAAUCUGGAGCUUGGAUUCCUGCCUCCUAUAAAACAAAUCGUUACUCACAAUGGAAGGAAAAGAGCAAAGUUGCCUCUUUGAAUGACUACAAUGACGAUGAAGAUGAAUCGCCUCAAAUGCAAAAAUUGAAAACCAGAGCGAAUACACAUUGGGCUCGGCAUAAUCAGAAAAUGAAGGAUAAGGUCAAGGUCAGAGGUGAACUGAAGAAACCAGAACAAAUUUUGAAGGCUCGCAAACUACUCGAAAGGAAGCAAAAUAGAAAUGGCAAGAAAAAGGGAAAAGGCAGGAAGAGUGGACAGAAAAAAGGAGGAAGACGAUAAAUUUGGAAAGGGAUCACUGGCGGUAACUAAAUUCAUUUUUCGAUCGACUCAAAAUUCUGUAAAUACUUUUAUCGAUAAGGGUAGAUCAGCAAAAACGGUAAGUGAGUCGUUUUAAAGUUCUUGAACGCGCGAUGCAGGCGGACAUAACGUUAUGGAGUCAACAGAAAGUUAAAGAAAAUAUUGAAACUGUAUUUCAAUAGCUAAGUAUGAAUAAACGAACGUUUAUUUAUA